AUGAGAGUCCUUUGCGUUGCCGAGAAGCCCUCCAUCGCGAAAGCUGUCGCAGGUCACCUCUCAGGUGGUCAAGCCCAAAGUCACAACACACCCGAAAAGUACAUCAAAAAUUAUGUUUUUGAAUACGAUUUUGGGCAUCCUUGGGGUCGUUGUCAUGUCACCAUGACCUCCGUCCUUGGUCAUAUCACCUCGGCUGUAUUCCCUCCCGAGUAUAAAAGAUGGGAGCAUCCGCCACCCGACCGCCUAUUCGAUGCACCUGUAAACAUAAUCAUCGCCGAGGACAAGACCAAGGUAGCGGACAAUAUCGAAAAACAGGCACGCUAUGCCAAUGCGCUCUGCAUCUGGACAGAUUGUGAUCGUGAAGGCGAACACAUAGGAUAUGAAAUAUGCGAGGCCGCGAGAAAGGGCAACAGGACUCUGGAUAUUAAGAGGGCCAGGUUUAGUAACAUCGAAAGAGCGCAUAUUUUGAACGCAGCCAGGAACCUAAUAGAUCUUGAUCACAGACAAGUCAACGCUGUGUCUUCUCGGAUCGAAUUAGAUCUUAGGAUAGGAUACGCGUUUACCCGGUUUCUGACCACGAACCUACGGACUUUAGGAGGGCCCUUCAAAGAACUCGUAUUAAGCUAUGGGUCCUGUCAAUUCCCAACGUUGGGUUUCGUAGUAGAUCGGUACUUUCGAGUGAGGAAUUUCAAGCCGGAAGCGUUUUGGAGCAUCAAAGUCAUGCACAAGCGGGAAGGCAUGGAUGUCAACUUCAGUUGGUCACGCACUCGCCUUUUCGACAGAGCAUCGACCGUCAUUCUUUACGAAAGAUGCCUUGCUGCUAAAUUGGCCAAAGUGACCAAGGUCCAGGAGAAGCCAACGAAGAAAUGGAAACCUCUACCACUAACUACAGUAGAACUGCAGAAGAUGGCCACUAUAUUUUUGCACAUGACGGGUCAGCAGGCGAUGGAAGCUGCAGAAAACCUUUACAAUAAGGGCUUCAUCAGCUAUCCCAGAACGGAAACCGACCGUUUCGAUUCUGGUAUGAAUCUCCGCGCAUUAGUACAAAAGCAGACGCAAUCCGACUCGUGGGGUGAAUUCGCGCAGAAUCUAGUCAAUGGUGGAUUUCAGCAACCUCGACAGGGUCGAAAUGACGAUAAAGCACACCCCCCUAUACACCCCAUCACCUACGCAGCACCCACAGUCCUUGGUGAUAGAGAAAAAAGGGUUUACGAAUUUGUUGUUAGACGAUUUUUGGCAUGUUGCUCGGAGGAUGCCAAAGGUGUUGCCACAGAUGUCGAUUUAUUAUAUGGCGAAGAAUCCUUUCAUGCUCAUGGUGUCGUCGUUCUGGAGCGAAACUACUUGGACGUAUACAUAUACGAUAAGUGGACUGGUACUGCACAACUACCUAAGUUUACGGUUGACGAGCUUUUUGAGCCUACCGAAGCUCUCAUGACGGAGGGCAAGACUGCACCUCCCAAUUAUCUUACUGAAGCUGAUCUAAUUGCUCUCAUGGACGCCAAUGGAAUCGGAACAGAUGCUACAAUGGCAGAACAUAUUCAGAAGAUCCAAGACCGAGAGUACGUCCGUGCUGUGCCCCGAACCGCGCGAGCCGCAGACGAUGAAGGCGGAGAUGAGAAUGAACCUACUGGACGAGGACGAGGUACCCGUGGUGGCCGUGGUCGAGGUGGUCGAGGAGGCGGAUCGGCAGCCGGUGGGAGGGGAGGAGUGAAAGAAUUCAUCCCAACAAAAUUAGGCGUGGCUCUAAUCGAGGGAUUCGAUAGGAUGAAUUUCGAAACCAGUCUUGGGAAACCGUUUCUACGCAAGGAAAUGGAACUCAAAAUGAAGGCUAUCUGCGAAGGCCGUACAACUAAGGAGGCUGUCCUAAACGAGAGCAUUCGGCAAUACCGCCAGGUCUACUUGCAAUCACAAGAGAAGUUAAAUAUCCUCAAAGCGGCAUGUCGACAAUAUGUCCUCCAACAAAAUGGCGGUUGA
Daldinia caldariorum is the source of this 1974-nucleotide messenger RNA. RefSeq names its product prokaryotic type I DNA topoisomerase. The transcript is spliced from 6 exons. Gene Ontology annotation, cellular component: nucleus. Gene Ontology annotation, molecular function: DNA binding; DNA topoisomerase type I (single strand cut, ATP-independent) activity. Lineage: Eukaryota; Fungi; Ascomycota; Sordariomycetes; Xylariales; Hypoxylaceae. The coding region runs from base 1 to 1974 and encodes 657 amino acids. Gene Ontology annotation, biological process: DNA topological change. The record is from RefSeq and is a predicted model, not a curated record.